UGCGCCUUGAUGGAAAAUGAAAAAGAGGUGAUUGAGGGGUUGGAGAAGGUAGCCAUAGGAGAGGCGACCAUGGAGGAGGAGAAGGAGGUGGUUGCAGAGGAAAGCCAUCUCAAACACUCCAAAACCGUUGAUCUGCUUCGGAAAUUUCUAGCAGUUCAGCAGCGAAGAGCUGAAGCUUAUGCAAAGUUACGAAGGGGGUUUUCUGAAUAUAUGGGUGGAGGCAGCGACGUAGCCUACCAACAACUUUGCAGUGAGAUCACAGUAGAAUUCAAUGAUUGCUCAAAACAAGCCCUCGAAAUGGAAUCUCAAUUUUUGAACCCUGAUUUCUGCCGAGAUGAUCUGGCUCGCCUAUUGAGAGAUGUUCAGACGCAGGAAAAGCAAAAAUUGCAUCUGACAGCUACAAUUCAGAUUUUAAAGAAGGCUGGCCGUCCCUCGGAGCGACUGGUGACCCAUGAGCACUGCAGAUCUAGCAACCCAGCAAAGCAUGAGUGUGUGCAUGUCCAUGAAAUAACGGAAGCUGCAGGAACUGAGGACGCUGAGGCAGAUGCAGAGUAUGACAGUGCCCUCAAUGAAGCCAUCAGAGGGGUGCAGGAUGCAGUGACAAACAUAAAUGAACAUCUAGAGGAAGUCAGAUAUGAGAUUGAGGCACUUGAAGCUGAGUAAUCUUUCAACCCACAUAUUUGGUUUAGAUUGCUUAACUGGGGAGCUUAAGUUGUACAUGCCUAAUAUUAUGCAUAUUAAUUUGUUGGACAAAGGUUUUCUA
Molecule: messenger RNA, 763 nt
Organism: Telopea speciosissima
Lineage: Eukaryota; Viridiplantae; Streptophyta; Magnoliopsida; Proteales; Proteaceae
Exons: 4
Coding region: 10-663 (217 amino acids)
Source: RefSeq, a predicted model, not a curated record